Molecule: messenger RNA, 1027 nt
Organism: Drosophila ficusphila
Lineage: Eukaryota; Metazoa; Arthropoda; Insecta; Diptera; Drosophilidae
Gene: Rab4
Product: ras-related protein Rab-4B
Exons: 4
Coding region: 251-892 (213 amino acids)
Biological process (GO): Rab protein signal transduction; regulation of endocytosis
Cellular component (GO): endosome
Molecular function (GO): GTP binding; GTPase activity
Source: RefSeq, a predicted model, not a curated record
ACACCCACGUGUUCGUGGUAUUUUAAGCGUUGCCUCUUACUCUCUCACUAAACAGCAAGUUAAAGAAUUUAAUACAAUUUUUGUUUGAUAAUUGGUUAAAAUAACGUAUUUAACGUCGGGUUUGAGCUCUUUCCAUCGAGUCCGGCGCACACCCUCGUGCCAAUCUGCACCAGCAAUUUGACAGUCCCGAAAAUAGACCAGAAACUAGAGCAACCAAAGGAGACAACUACGCAGAAGAGAAACAAAAACAAUGUCGGAAACAUACGAUUACCUAUUCAAGUUCCUGAUAAUUGGCAGUGCUGGCAGUGGCAAAAGUUGUCUGUUGCAUCACUUCAUCGAGAGCAAGUUCAAAGACGACAGUUCGCACACGAUUGGCGUAGAGUUUGGCUCACGAAUUGUGAAUGUCGGCGGAAAAUCGGUCAAGCUGCAAAUAUGGGAUACGGCUGGACAGGAGAGAUUUCGCUCGGUGACGCGAUCGUACUACCGAGGAGCUGCCGGAGCUCUCCUGGUGUACGAUGCCACUUCGCGGGACUCGUUUAAUGCCUUGACAAACUGGCUGAAUGAUGCGCGCACCCUCGCCAGUCCAAACAUUGUGAUCCUCUUAGUGGGCAACAAAAAGGACUUGGAGGAGGCGCGGGAUGUGACCUUUCUGGAGGCCAGCACAUUUGCUCAGGAGAACGAGCUAAUCUUCCUGGAGACGAGUGCCAAGACGGGCGAAAACGUGGAAGAGGCUUUUCUUAAGUGCUCUAAGACCAUCCUGGCAAAGAUUGAGACCGGGGAGCUGGAUCCCGAGCGCAUUGGCAGCGGCAUUCAGUACGGCGGGGCAGCUCUGCGCAACUUACAGACGCGACAGCGUAGCAUUAACAAACCGGAUUGCACAUGCCGCGUUUAAUCCUCUUGUACCGUGUACUACGUACGGUUAGGAGAGCAAAUUUAUCUCUAUUUUAUCUCAAACCGGAAUGCGCACUCGUAUUCCCCUUAGUUUUACUUGUGUGUGUCCCCUUUGUUUUAGUUUGUAUUUUGUCUU